UUCAACAACAUAAACGACAAGACAAAUCUAGACUCUUCACGUCGACUCUCCUGCCUCCUUAGUACCCUCCUCCUGCUCGGCUGUCUCCGUAGUUCCCUCCUCCUGCUCGGCUGCUUGGGUCUCCGUCUCCUGUCUCCGUUUCCGCCGCCCCAAGCCUCCACACUUAUUCCAGAAAAAACCUCAGUUGCUGGAGAUGGCAGUCGUGUUCGGUGAUCUUAACUCAGCCACCGGUUUGAAGAAACUUGAUGAGUACCUUCUGACUCGCAGUUAUAUUACUGGGUACCAAGCUUCAAAGGACGAUAUUACAGUUUAUGCAGCUCUUUCAAAGGCACCGUCGUCUGAAUAUGUGAAUGUGUCUCGUUGGUACAACCAUAUUGAUGCACUUCUAAGGAUUUCUGGUGUUUCGGCAGAAGGGUCUGGUGUCACUGUAGAGGGAUUUGCUCCUAUCACAGAAGAGGAGAUUGCAACCCCUCCAGUUGGUGACACAAAGGCAGCAGCUGCCGAAGAUGAUGAUGAUGAUGAUGUUGAUCUGUUUGGUGAGGAGACAGAAGAGGAAAAGAAGGCUGUUGAAGAGCGUGCAGCUGCCGUUAAGGCAUCUGGAAAAAAGAAAGAAUCUGGUAAGUCAUCAGUUUUGUUGGAAGUAAAGCCAUGGGAUGAUGAGACAGACAUGAAAAAGCUCGAGGAAGCAGUUAGAAGUGUUCAGAUGGAAGGGCUACUCUGGGGAGCAUCGAAACUUGUACCUGUCGGGUAUGGUAUAAAGAAAUUGCAGAUAAUGCUUACCAUUGUGGAUGACUUGGUCUCUGUCGACAAUCUCAUUGAGGAACAUCUAAUGUCUGAACCGAUAAAUGAAUAUGUACAGAGCUGCGAUAUCAUUGCCUUCAACAAGAUAUAAUACAUGAAUCCCUGGCGAGAACUGCUGGAGUGUUUUCAAGGACAGGUCUUGUGUGUUCAUUAUCGCUCAAAAAUGAUUAUUAUAUAUUCUAUUAAUGUAUCUGUGUUAUUAAAGAAUAUUUUGUUUUGUUGUGGAUUUUGCUUCUAGCUGAUUGUCUAUCAUGAGUAAUUUUGUAAGUUUUAGACCAUUGUAGCCUGAGAGUGGGUUUUCCUUGUCUAGUUAAACAAUAAUAUUGUGUGUGAAAAAAACGUUUUGACUUGAA
Molecule: messenger RNA, 1154 nt
Organism: Pistacia vera
Lineage: Eukaryota; Viridiplantae; Streptophyta; Magnoliopsida; Sapindales; Anacardiaceae
Product: elongation factor 1-delta-like
Exons: 8
Coding region: 194-892 (232 amino acids)
Biological process (GO): translational elongation
Cellular component (GO): cytosol; eukaryotic translation elongation factor 1 complex
Molecular function (GO): translation elongation factor activity; guanyl-nucleotide exchange factor activity
Source: RefSeq, a predicted model, not a curated record